This is a messenger RNA of Actinia tenebrosa (Australian red waratah sea anemone), 2822 nucleotides long. RefSeq names its product endoplasmic reticulum metallopeptidase 1. Gene Ontology annotation, biological process: proteolysis. NCBI's taxonomy places the organism in Eukaryota, Metazoa, Cnidaria, Anthozoa, Actiniaria, Actiniidae. The record is from RefSeq and is a predicted model, not a curated record. Gene Ontology annotation, molecular function: metalloexopeptidase activity.
CCCUGUGGUGGGUCUUUGUUCUCAAGUCAAAAUGGCGGAUGUAAGACUGAGAAAAGGAGGCCUUAAAAGUUCUCUUGAAUCUAGUGAAGCCGAAAACAAAAGCUAUAGAAAUAAGGAAGAGCUCACAGUUAAAGAAAAGCGAGGUUAUUCGUGGAUAUUUGUAUCUACCUUGUGUUUUUACGGUGUAAUAUUAGGCAUUUCCUACCUUGAGUCACGUUCUGUUCCUUCGCCCAAAAGACACGUCGACAGCCAUAUCGGAGAAUUUUCCGAAGAAAGAGCUAGAGUUCAUCUAGAUGCCAUUACCUCAUUUGGCCCUCGUCCUACAGGAAGUGUAGCCAAUGAAAUUCAUACAGUAAAGUACAUCCUGGAUCAAGUAGCAAACAUAAAGUUGUCAGCCAAGAAAUCUGUGGUUAUUGAAGUAGACGUUCAAAAGCCGUCUGGUACUUUCUUUCUUGAUUUUCUAGACGGAUUUACAAGCCACUAUUACAACAUUACUAACAUCGUGGUACGCGUUAGUCCUGUCAAGAAUUCCCCUCCAGAACAUUCAGUGUUAAUCAAUGCUCAUUUUGAUUCUGUUCCCAAUUCCCCUGGUGCAAGUGAUGAUGCUGUCAGUUGUGCUACAAUGCUGGAGAUUUUAAGGGUGAUGGCUCAAUGUCCUGCAGCAAACCUUACACAUGCUGUUAUAUUUCUGUUUAAUGGAGCAGAAGAGAACGUUCUUCAGGCUAGUCAUGGUUUUAUUACGCAACAUCCUUGGACAAAGAGCAUUCGAGCAUUCGUAAAUUUAGAAGCUGCAGGAGCAGGUGGUAAAGAAAUAGUGUUUCAGACAGGACCAGAACAUCCAUGGCUGGUUAAAGCAUAUACAGAAGUUGCUCCAUACCCUAGUGCUCAGGUGAUUGGACAAGAGAUCUUUCAAAAUGGUCUUAUUCCCAGUGAUACAGACUUUAGGAUCUUUAGAGAUCAUGGCAACAUUCCAGGUAUUGAUAUAGCAUACCACACCAAUGGCUAUGUGUAUCACACAUAUUAUGACACCCCAGCGGCAAUAACACCAGGUUCUAUCCAGCGUGCAGGAGAGAAUGUUCUAACUGUUGUCAUGGAGAUGGCUAAUUCACCAUUAUUGACAGAUCCUGGAGAGUACAGGCAUGGUGCUAUGGUUUUCUUUGAUUUCAUGGGCCUGUUUAUGGUACACUAUCCUGAGAGAAUCGGUGUUAUCAUUAAUGGCAUUACUUUCAUCUUUACUGUUGCUUUGAUUGCAAAGAAAAUGUUCAUUUCAAGAAAGAAAGGAGAAGGCGGGAUGCAAGUGAACAGAAUAUCGAUCACCAGUCUUUUGUCAUCAUUUGGUAUACUACUGUUGUCUUGGGUAGCUGGUUUGACAUUUCCCCUUACUGUAGCUGCUAUUCUUACAACAUCUGGACAUUCUUUAACAUGGUUUUGCAGGCCGUAUCUGAUAGCAGGUCUGUUUGUAUCCCCUGUUCUACUGGGUAUCGGCAGUGUUCAUUGUCUGGUGAAACAUGUCACUCUUCUCCCAAAGGAAAAGUCAAGUGGGGAUAAGACUAAUGCGUUAACACAAUUAUGGCAACAAGAGACAAAUGUAUUUUAUUCAUCUCUUAUCAUAUGGACUGGCCUUUUAGGUGUUAUGACGUAUUACAACCUUGCUUCAGCCCAUCUCCCUCUCCUAUGGGUCAUCUUCCCUCUUUGCAUAAGAGUGUUUAUCUGGGAAAACAUGUUACGAAAGAACUCUUGUGGCACAGGAAACAUUGUUCAGUUUCUAAUAAUGUAUCUCAGCUCAGUGUUAGUUCCAGUAUGUUUUACAUCCUAUUCAUGUGUGACUGUGCUGGAUCUUUUCAUGCCAAUCAUGGGUCGUAGUGGUUCACAAACCAUACCUGAUGUAUUCAUUGCUGUUAUUGUUGCUAUCUUGGUUAUUGUCUUGACAUCUUAUUUGGUGAGUCUUCUGUACUUAAUGCGCAACAUGAACUGGGCUGGUUUGUUUCUUUGUGCUUUGACUUUCUUGUCUAUUAGUAUUUCACUCUCUGGCUUGGCUUUUCCUUACUCAGCAGAAAAACAAUGUCCUAAAAGAUUUUUUUACCAGCAUAUUGUGAGAACAUUCCAUGGGAUGGAUGGAAGUGUUGUCAAGAAAGACUCUGGUAUCUGGUUGAACCCACUUGACUACAAUGGUAUUACUCACUUAAAGGACGUACCUCUGAUCAAGCAGGCCAAACAAGUCAUGACUGAUGAUGGUGUCUAUCAAGGCUUUCCAUAUUAUCUUCCAGCAAGAAAUCUUUUCAAAAAGUCAUUCUACAUUCCUGGUCCUCCGCCGGAUGUCAGGUCUUUACUAUGGGACUGUAAACUUUUAUCAAGGACCCAGGAAGGGAGGACGUUUCGAUUCACCUUCUUAAUUAAAGGACCUGAUCACAUGACUGUAUACUUCUCAACUGCACAAGAGGUAUAUUUUCUAUCUUCAUCAUUAGGACACUUGGAGUCUACUGAUGACCCAUCACAUACUCAUGGGACUACCUACUUUAUAUAUUACUCGCAUGGUACUCGAACUGUUCCUUGGGAAUUUUGGGUUGAAUUUCAGGUUGAGAGAGACCUCCCAAAGAAUUCCCCCCUGAUGGAUCUAGCUGUAGCAGCACAUUUCUUGAAUGGAGAGCAGUCCAGGACCCCAUUUUUGAACCAGCUAAUCAAGGAAAGUCCUGAUUGGGUCUUUGCUCAUUCUUGGGUCAACGUUUAUGAAAGCUGGUCCUUUGGUGUCUAGAAGGUCAUUCUUCGUAUUCAUUACUUUAAAAAACCUUUUCCCAACUGUUAAUAAAGCAAAAUUAUUUUUA